AUGGCGUCGUUUGUCGUAGUAAGUUAUUAGCAACAGUAACAGAAAAGCUGAUAAAUUUUCUAAUUAGAUUGGUGAAGCUAUUAUAGGGGCACCGGACAGAAAGGGCGCGCUGUUCGCAAUCUGGCCGAAUUUCUAGGCCGCAAAGUAAUUUUCCACUGAAAAUGUGGCCUAACUUUUCAAACUCGGCCCCGAGGUCGCUCAAUUUGCACUGCAAAAAGAUUUUAUCAACAGAGCGGCAUUUCUGUGCCGUGCCACGGCGACCAAAAGUGUAGAAAGGGGCGUGGCCUAAUCUGAGUGAGACGCGUUUUCUGAAAAUUGCCGCAAUUCCAGCACUUUUCCGAUAUUUUUGUGUUUGAUAUCGACGAAAGAAGACAUUAAAGAGAGAAAACAUCGGAAUUUUCGUGAAAACGCUUAUUAUUUGUAUAAUCAAAACAUCCAAAUUUUCGUGAAACGUUUUUGGCAUAUUUCGCAAUACGCUCUCCGCGGCCAAUCGCCGCCGCCGCAAUUUCGGAAUUUUCAUACCGGCCGAUCUGGACAGUUCUGAGACGAAGUGAGUGUCGGACGUGAUUAAGCACGUUAAUACAAGUAUUUUAAGCGUUCAAACGGCAAAAAGUAUCGGCGAAUGACUGAAAUUCGCGCAUUUUCAGCAAAAAACUUAAAAUCGAUUCAAUUGAUUCAUUUCUGAAUGAAACCUGCUCGUUUUAAUGGGGCUAUUCAGACUGUGAAAAAAUGAUUGUUUUCCGUUUUUUCCGUUUUUUUACGUCAAAAAAUCCAAUUCAGCGAUGUAAAAAAACGAAAAAAAAACGGAAAACAAACAUACGCUGAAUAGCCCCAAAAUUUUACCGAGAAGAUUUACAAUUUACACGGGCGGGUAACUUUUUGGAGCCCCAUAAGCUCAAAAAGUGCGCGAUGAUUAGUUCAACAAAAACUUUAAAGUUAUGCAAUUACAUCGUCGAAAUCGUACAAAAUUUGGGUAAUUUUUUACGAAAAACAUGAAAAAUGGGGUAAAAUUUCGAAAUUCGCGCCAAAAUGGUGAUAAACCGUGCACGCUAGGCCACGCCCCUUUCCACGUUUUUGGUCGCCGUGGGUGCCCCCAGAAUAAUUAGAUUGCAAAAACACUGAUAUUAGAUUCAAAAUUUAUCUAAUUAGAUUAAAAUUUCGGGCAAACCUAGCUAGAUUAUGCUUAGAUUGCAAAAUCAGCUAGCUAGAUUCAGAAAUCUGUAGCAAUCUAAUUAGGUCCGGUUAGAAACGAGAAUUAGCUACGAUUUGCCGGAUAGUGAGUUUUCACGUGGGAUUGUGGUAGAACGCAAUUGCAGAAAAAUGCAGCCAUAAUAUAUUCCCUUGUUUCUUUUUUUUUCAUUUCUCCGUUUGUCUGUCCCCACUUUUUUCAUUUCUAAGCGAAAAUCAGUUGUCAGCAUGAGCUCGGCCCGGACAAGUUUCCAAAUUUCUUGUCAAUAUAUACUCUCAGUCAAAUCGUUUCUAAUCUAACUAGCUAAUUCUCGUUUCUAACCGGAGCUAGUUAGAUUGCUACAGAUUUCUGAAUCCCUUUCCAAAGAUCUCCAGAUCGCAAUUGACCGUAUUUCUGAAUGGUCCAAGAAUCACAAGCUGUCUCUUAAUCUCUAGUUAGUAACGGAAAAGAACACGGCCGCGGCGGCGACCUUUUCCAAUUUAGCACUUAUUUUUUUUACAAGACUUUUGAAGCAGUGGACAGAGUUCGGAAUGGCACACAGGCGAUAAGUUUACAGGUUGCUGCAGGUGCUGUACUCGCUGUCUCCGUACCAUUUCUAGCACUCAAAGAACUUUUGGAUGGACGCCUCCGUGCAAAUUUUCAAAAGCACUUAAAAAGACGACAUAGGUGUCGUAAGUAAUCAAUCUCAAAAAUCACACCAGUUCACGGAUUCAGAAGUUUCCUUUCACGCAAGUAAAAACAACGAAAAAGAGAAGGAUGAGCAGAGCUCACCCGCUCGGGUACCUUAUUCUCUCGAUCAAGGUAAGAACCGUUUGCUGAACUUCUUCACAUUGAAGUACCACGAAAAUAGUGCAACGACCAUCUUCCCCCCACCGAGCUACAGCCAAAUCUUGCAACCUCCUCCAUGUAAGUGCUACUUUGAUGGCUUUGAAUCAGGAGAGAUUUGAAUGUGAGCUUGAUAAAUCAAAAUUUGGUGCGGUGUAGGCUGGUCGUACAGGCGAUUUCAGGCGCCUGUUUACUCAACGCAGGGACGCGGCGGCGCGCUGAAAAAACAGGCGCUUGAAAAACAAUUAAUUUAAAAUAAAACGAUAAUGAUAAAUAGUUUAAUAAGCUUUUGCAUUGCAUAGCAAUGUCCGUAGCCAAGCCUGAAACCCGGCGUAGCCGAGAUGAAUAUUUGAAUCUUAUAUCAGUUUCUUUCAAUCUAAUUUGCUUCGUCAGUCUAAUCUCUGGGAACUCGAUCGCAAUCUAAUUAGAAAACUUUGCAAUCUAAUACGAACUCGUUUGAAAUAGAAUUUGCUUCAAUUAGAUUGCAAAAUCUUCUAAUUAGAUUGCAAUCACUGCAAUUUUUUCUAAUUAGAUUGCAAUCACUGCAAUUUUUCUAAUUAGAUUGCAAUCACUGCAAUUUUUUCUAAUUAGAUUGCAAUCACUGCAAUUUUUUCUAAUUAGAUUGCAAUCACUGCAAUUUUUUCUUAUUAGAUUGCAAUUUUUUCUAAUUAGAUUGCAAUUUUUUCUAAUUAGAUUGCAAUUUUCUCUUAUUAGAUUGCAAACUCUUCUAAUUAGAUUGCAAUCGAGUUUCCAGAGAUUAGAAAAUUUAUAUGUCUAGUUAGAAGAAUUUGUAAUCUAAUCGCAGUAAAUUAGCAAUCUAACUUGGUCCGGAUAGAAACGCGAAAUAGCUAACUAGAAUAGUAACGAUUUGCCCAAGCACUUUGAAGUCCAAAAUGACCUACUAAAACUGAUUUCUAAAAGUGUUGUGUGACACGGGCCGGCAAAGCGUAUUGGGGAGUGGAAUUUGUGAAGCUGUAACUUCUCUCAGAAACCUUACAUUUACCUCUGACCUGGCUCAUUUUGAAGAACCCAGUAAAAUUGAACUCUUAUAAAAAAAUCAGAGGUCCCUAUGUUCGAUUUCUGGAGAUAUAUUGAAAAAACCGAACGUCCUAUGUAUGAAAAGCCGAGCCGUGUGUGACUGAACCUGCAGAUGUGUCUCAUUUUCAACGAUAGAGAUUUUUCCCGCGAAAUUUGAAUCUUAUUUUUGCACAUACGCUUGAGCACGCCGCACGGUCUCCAGAGCUGACAAUAUGGGGGUGGCCUCGACCAAAUGGCGUUUUCAUGAAUUGAGCACACGGUCUCCAGAGCUGACAAUGGGCGCAAGUGCGCCCCCGCCCAAUAGAGCGAUACAUUGGCGCGAAAUUCAAUUUUAACAGCAAAAUUUGUGUUUUUUGCCAGAUUAGCCACGAAAAACCGAUAAUUUCUCAUGUGUUCCUCGAUAGACCGAUUGUAUAUGCUAUUACGAAUUUUUUAAGCGCAAGAGCGUUAAAUUUGUUCAAGUCGCAAAUCACAUUUAUCCGUUUGAAGGUUUUUGGCUAAAACUGCGUGAAUUUCAGUUGCUUUUUGGUAGUUUUCGCGGUUCGAGCGCUCAAAAUGCUUGUAUUUACGUGAUUUAUCAUUCUCAAAACCAAUUCUGUCUGAAAACGGUCAAGAAAGCGCAAAAUCAGAAGUGCGGUUUUUAGGCGGCGAUCGGCGACGAAGGCGAAAAAGCAAAAUCCGCGAAAAAUGCGCCAAAACGUCAUUAAUUCUGAGAAUUAGUGUGUUUUCAUGUCGAACAAUCAUUUCUCAUCGCCUUUGACCACAAAAAUCAGAGAAAACUUGCUCAAUUCAUGAAAACCUCUGGAAACUCGAUUGCAAUCUAAUAAGAAAAAGCUCUAUUUCGCAAUCUAAUCAGAUUUAAUUGAAGUUCCAGUAAAAUCGUAUUAGAUUACAAUAUAUUUUUCCUGCAUUGCAAUCUAAUAAGAAAAAAUUGCAAUCUAAUUAGAAAACAUUGCAAUCUAAUUAGAAAAAUUUCAGUGAUUGUAAUCUAAUUAGAAGAUUUUGCAAUCUAAUUGAAGCAAAUUCUAUUUCAAACGAGUUCGUAUUAGAUUGCAAAGUGUUCUAAUUAGAUUGCGAUCGAGUUCCCAGAGUUCGCCGCCGAUCGCCGCCUAAAAACCGCACUUCUCAUUUUGCGCUUUCUUGACCGUUUUCAGACAGAAUUGGUUUUGAUAAUGAUAAAUCAGGUAAAUACAAGCAUUUUGAGCGGUCGCACCGCUAAAACUACCAAAAAGCAACUGAAAUUCACGCAAUUUUAGCUAAAAACAUUCAAACGGAUAAAUGCGAUUUGCGACUUGACCAAAUUUAACGCUCUUGCUCUUAAAAAAUUCGUAAUCGCCUAUACAAUCGGUCUAUCGAGAGACAAAUGAGAAAUUAUCGGUUUUUCGUGGCUAAUCUGGCAAAAAACACAAAUUUUGCUGUUAAAACUUGAAUUUCGCGUCAAUGUAUCGCUCUAUUGGGCGUACUUGCGCCCAUUGUCAGCUCUGGAGACCGUGCGCCGUGGGGAUUUUGCCAUUCAUUAGACAAUUGCUUUUACUGGCGCGCCUCCUGAUCAUGUCCCUAAAUAUUAUUGUUACAUUUCAGAUGCGGAAUGCUCUUUUUCUUCAAUUCAAUGAGAAUGCAGGAACGUAUUUGGAAAUUUUUCUCGUUGAGUCUAAAAAAUUUUAA
Molecule: messenger RNA, 4717 nt
Organism: Caenorhabditis sp. 36 PRJEB53466
Lineage: Eukaryota; Metazoa; Nematoda; Chromadorea; Rhabditida; Rhabditidae
Source: the annotation of a GenBank genome assembly